AUGUCUCCUUUUCAAAUCGCCCUCGCCUCGAAUCGUCUAUUGCACCUGCUUUCGGGUCUUGAGGGAGCGGAGUGCGGUGACAACGGAAAAAGUUCACAAAAUCAGAGUUUAUGCAGCAUUUCUUGUGUGCACACGCGGAGGCAAGGAGAGUGCCGGCAGGUGGUCAUUGCAUGUGACACAUCUGCCAGUGUGAAAGUCAGAAAAUAUCACCGCCAAAAGCACACUAGAGACUCUUGGCCUGUUGGGUGUUCGUCUUCACCACAGCAAACGAGUCUUUUAGCACUUGAGCCAAAAGCAGCGAAUCCAGCCGGCAUUGGGGCCGGGAAACUAGGGCGAAAGGGGUCCAAGCCUCUCUGGAGGCUUCCUCCUCGUCUUGACACGAUUUGUCGCUUCUUCGCUAUCGUUCUCUUCAUCCGUCGCAUUUUCCAUCACCCUCAUUCGCUCGCCUUCGUCCUCACCCUCAACUUUGCUCUUACUUUCGUCCUAGACCUCACUUCAUCUCACUUGCACCCUUUCAAGCACAGCUCCCCAAAACAAAUCAGACGCCAGAAGCAGAUGGGCACCCGUCCAAGUGAAGCCGCGAAGCCGGUAGCAUCACUGGCAGCUGCUCCGCUCGACUCCCUCGGAAGAGGGGAACAUUUGCAUGUGGCUGGUAGAAAGAGCAAGCCAGCCCAAUUGACAUUUGGCAUGACAACCGCGCCUAAAUCGGAACUGCUUUAA
Molecule: messenger RNA, 720 nt
Organism: Protopolystoma xenopodis
Lineage: Eukaryota; Metazoa; Platyhelminthes; Monogenea; Polystomatidea; Polystomatidae
Source: the annotation of a GenBank genome assembly